Macadamia integrifolia is the source of this 24699-nucleotide messenger RNA. RefSeq lists its product as uncharacterized. The record is from RefSeq and is a predicted model, not a curated record. Bases 160 to 24408 code for a protein of 8082 amino acids. The transcript has 49 exons. NCBI's taxonomy places the organism in Eukaryota, Viridiplantae, Streptophyta, Magnoliopsida, Proteales, Proteaceae.
ACCAUCACAAGAUUAGUGAAGAUACCCACUUGCGAAUAAGACAUUUCACAUAUUCUGCAAAUUAUAGCUACAUCUCAAUCUUAUUUGGGAGUUCCUAAGCAAGAAAGAGUCUUCUGCUUCAUCAAAAUUUCAUCUCAGUUAGUUCAGGCUACAUGAGCAAUGGAAACUGAAGCUGAAAUACCAGAACCGAUCCCUUUGAAUAAAAUAGGAGCAGGAGAUGAAGAGCCAAUAUGUGGCGAGUCACAGUCAUUCAAAGCAAUACAGAAAAGUGCGCUCGGCCUACCUGCCGAGAUUGAUGGAAACCUCACAAGAACAGAACACCUAGAAGGAGAUACAAAUGUUAAUAAUGAUGCUGUCAGUUGUGUUAUCAAAAGUGAUGUUGGUACCUGUGAAGGUGAAAGUUUUUUUGUAUCACCCUCACUUGCCAAGGUUGGUAUUGAAAGCACCUGCACAACUUCUGAGAGUUCUGUGGUUAAUGAAAAGAUGAUUCUGCAACAGGAGAUAGUAGAUCAUGAAACCCAAUUGCAGAAAGAUCUAUUACAAGAGGCUAUAGAAGAGACAUAUGGCGUCACAGGAGCAGAAAACUUCAGUGCUUUUGUUAAACAAGGCUCUGCAGACACAGGCAUGGAAAAUGAUGGGGAGCCUGUGAAGGCCUCUGAAUUACCAUCAGAAGAGAAGAAUAUUGAAGAAGAAUAUGCGGAAGGAAUGAAGCAUGAGAAAUCACCCAAAUUAGAAUUGAUAGAUCAAAACGUCAACCUGGUUUCAUCUAAGAAUAUUGAUGAGGAUAUCCACAAAAGAGAGAACAGAUUCCACAACAUUGACACUUCAACUGUUGAGGAAACCAGCUUACAAAAAGGGGAGAUGGAAGAGCCACCUCUCAGAAUUGAUGACGGCAAAGAAACUCAGACGAAAGCAGAGAUUCUUGGUCAAGAAUUUGAAGCCAUGGAUAAACAAGCUUCAAACAAAGAACUUUCACGUAAUGUUGAAGAGGUGAAAACACUGAAUCACUCUCAGGAGGAUGAGAUAGUGGGCAAGAAGUUGAGUGAGGAACCUGAAUUAGAGCUUGGAGGAUAUGUUCGUGAAACAAGCAGGGCAACAGCAGAUCAAAAUCAAGAGUCUCUUCCUUUUAUACCUGAUUCAAUUGGAGAAUACUUGAAAAGAGAUGUCACAGAUAUCAUAGAGCCUUGUAUCAUAGAUGCAAGCAUAGACGAUGAACCAACUAAACAGCAUGCAGAAGAGAGUGGCUUUGAAGAAGUAACAUUGAAGGGGCAAGAUAAGUCCUCCGUUACAAGGGGUGAAGUAGAGAAAAUGGUCAUAGAGGAAGACAGUUGCAUUCCAGACCAAGGAAAUGUAAUUUUUGGAGAUCAAAAGGAUGACCAAAAUAGUGAAGCAGAGGAAAACAAGGAAGCCCCUGAAAUCAAUGGUGAAGAGCAGAAUUGCAAAACAAAUGAUACUGACAAGGCUACCAAGCAUGAGAUCAUAAACAAAGAGGUGUCUGCAGGGCCCAAGAUGGUUGGUGUAGGUGAGGACACUGAAAAACACGUUGUAGAAGAAUGCAAAGAUAUGGCCCACUCUACAGAAUCAAUGAAGGAACCACUUAAAGAGAGCAGUCACGGAGGUGAAAUCAUGAAGAAGCAUGAAGAAGAGGUACAUAUAGGACUUGACAUAGAGUGUGAGGCCCUUGAGAAUUCCAGUACAGGUGAGAAUACAGAGAGACAAAAGGUAGUAGAAAACAGCACUGUCAAGGACCACUUUGUACCAUCUAUUCGAGAAGAAACAGUAAUAGAAAGCUGUAAGGUAGAUGAGGAUUCUGAGAGACUUGAGGCAACCAAUGUAGGUGGGGAAACUGAAAGAACAAUCUCAAAGGAGUAUGGUGUGGUCAUAGACACCUGUAAAUUGUCUGUUGUAGAAGCAACAGUUAAAGGGAGCUCUGAGGAAGAUGAAAAAGAAGCAGAAAAACUAAAAGAAGAGUUCAAAGACUAUGAAGUGAGGACUUUAAAGAAUAUGGAAGAUACAAAUAUGAAAGCUGACACUACUGGUGUUACAGAAGCAUUAAGGGAAGAAAUGCUGCAGAAAGAGCACAGCCAGAAGUUUGCAGUGUAUGAAGAACGAACCAAAGAGAAGGACCUCGAGGAAGCAGUGAACGAUAACGAAAGGUUUGAAGCUGCAUCUGCCAGAACUUUGCAGGAAGUUGCACAAGAAGAGGAGCAAGUGGUAAAUGGUUCCAGUGUUGCUUCUGAAGAGAAGAGUAUAACAACUGAAACAUUUUGGAAGAGUUUACCCCAUGAAGAUGUGGAAGGAGUGAAACUUGAGGAGGUCCCCAACCCAAGUGAUAAUGAAACUCUGAAGAAAACAGAGGUUCUUGGACAAGAAGUUGAAACCAUGGAUAACGAGGCUUCAAACACAAAACUGUCCCAUGAUGUUGAAGAGGUGAGAGUACUUAAUCACUCUAAGGGGGAUGAGAUGGAGGGCAAGAAGUCAAGAGAGGAACCUCAAUUAGAUCUUGGAGAACAUAUCCAUGAAACAUUCAGGGGAACAACAGAUCAAAAUCAAAAGGCUCUUCCUUUUAUGCCUGAUUCAUUUGGAGAAAACUUGAAAAUAGAUGUCACAGAUAUCAUAGAGGCUCGUAUCAAAGAUGCCAGCACAGACAAUGCACCAACUAAACAGGACGUAGAAGAGAGUGACUUUGAAGGAGAAACACUGAAGGGGCAAGGGAGGUCCUCAGUUACAGGGGGUAUGGAGACAGGUCCAACUAUGACAGGGAAAAUGAAACAAGAGGUAGAAGAAAACCCUAAAGAUAAGAACACAGACUCUGUCCCAAAGGCUGAGGAGAGUUCAAAGAUCCAAAAUGGUGAAGAAAUCAUAAACAAUGAGGGUACAAAUGAAAUAUUUCAUAUCCCACAGACUAAAUUCACAACAGAAGACACAAGCUUGGAAGAAUCUGAGCAGGAAAGUGGGAAUAUUGAACAAUUAAGUCGAGAAACAGUUGAUUCAAAUGAAAUGUUGAACGGUGAAAAUGAAAACCCAGAUGAUGGUGAGGAAAUCCCUCUAGUCGCAGAAGAAACAAUGUCAGACCAAUCUGAACAGGAAACUGGGAAACCUGAAGAGACCUCCAACAGUGAAUUGGAAGAGAAAAGUCAAGAAACAAUUGAUUUAAAUGAAGAGAUGAAAGAUGAAAAACCACUAGAAUAUGAACUCUUUGAUACAAAAGAUCUGGAAAGCCCUCUAGUCACAGAAGCAAAAGAAGAUUCACAUUUUCAACAAGAUGAGCCUGACAAAAUUGAAGAAACUUCUGAGAAAGAGUCAGUAAAUAUUGAGAAGGAUAAAUUUAAUGAAGCAGAACCUGAGGAUAAAAUCCCUGUAACAGCUGAAAGCAGCAUAAGCGAGAAGGCCAAGGAUGAUGAGAACCUUGAAACAAAACUUGAUGCCUGCUCCAUUAUGGAUGCGGAAGGUCUGCGAAGGGAGAGUGAGGAGCUGGUUUUCCCAUUGACAAAUGCUUCAAUCAAGGAAAAAGAUGAUAAAAAAGGAUCUUCUGUUACAGAAACCAGAGACAACAUUGAGGUUACUGAAAUAAUUGAGUCUGAAGAGAAUUGCAGAUGGGAAAUCCCAAAUGACGUGGAAGUUUCAGUACACAGCUUGCAGACAGAUGACACAGAGGAGGCGAAACUUGAAAAUUCCUUGGAUAAGGUGUCUGAGGUAGUUGAACCAGCUGCUUCAAAUGCAGAGACAGAAAGAAGUACGAGCGAGAAAGAGGACGAAACCAUUAAGAGAGAAAAUUUCAACAAAGAAAGGAAGGAAGGGAACAUAAAUUGGAGUGAUGAAGUGUGGGGACAUAAAAUGCCAAAAGAUGAGAAUCUUGGGGCAGUUGAUCAAAGUCAAGAGAUAGAAAUUUUGGAAGUUGUGAGCCCAAAAAUGGAAAUGGACAGUCUACUUGUCGCCCAUUCAUUGGUCGAAGGAACCAUCCAAGAAGCAAGCGAGCAGCAAGUGGAAGUCUCCAAUCUUGAAGUGAAAGAACAAGCUCAAGAAGAAAAUAGAAAUGCUCCAGUAGAUGAUAACCACAUUGAAGAAGAAUUUAGAGCGAGAGAAAACAUGGAGAGCACAAUCUUGGAGCAGGAAAUUAUAGAUGGUGCACAAACAUUGGAAUUGAUUUCACUAGUAAGUGAAAUGGAGGUUGAAGAAACUGACAAUGUUUGCGAAAUAGACUCAAGAGAGAAAUCCACAGAAAGUGAUGCCAGUCAGAAAAUAGAAGAGCAGACCGCAGAGAAUGAAGAAACUUCUGAAAUAGUAAUGCGUAAAACAGUGAUAGAAGGUGAAGUGGAAAAAAAGAUCAUAGAGGAAGACAGUUGCAUUCCAGAUCAAGGAAUUGUAUUUUUUGGAAAUCAAAAAGUUGACCAGAAUAAUGGAGUAGAGGAAAAGAAGGAAGCCCCUGAAUUCAAUGGUGAAAAGCAGCAUUCCAAAACAAAUGAUACUGACAAGGCUACCAAAAAUGAGAUCAUGAACAAAGAGGUGCCGGCAGGUCCUAAUAUAGUUGGUGUAGGUGAGGACACCGAAAUAACCAUUAUAGAAGAAAGCAUAGAUAUGGCCCACUCUAAUGAAUCAAUGAAGGAACCACCUACAGAUUGCAGUCAGGAAGGUGAAAUCGUGAAGCAGCAUGAACAGGUACAUAAAGGACCAGAUACAGAGUGUGAGGUUCUUGAGAAAUCCAGUACAGGUGAGAAUACGAAGAGGCAGAAAGUAAUGGAAAACAGCGCUGAUGCCCACUCUGCACCAUCUAUCCUAGAAGAAACAGUCAUAGAAAGUUGUCAGAAAGAUGAGUUCACAGACUCUGAAGUGGGGAUUUCAAAGAAUAUGGAAGAUGCAAACACGAAUGUUGAUGCUUCUGGAGUUACAGAAGUAUCAAGAGAAGAAAUGCUGCAGAAGGAGAAGGGCCAGAAGUUUGUGGUGUUUGAAGAACAAAUCAAGGAGAGGGACCUCAAGGAAACAGGGAACAAUAAUGAAAGGAUUGAAGCAGCAUCUGCCAGAACUUUGCAGGAAGUUGCACAAGAAGGGGAGCAACUGGUAGAUGGUUCCAAUCUUGCUUCUGAGGAGAAGAGCCUAAUAACAACUGAAACAAGUUGGAUAAGUUUACAGCAUGUAGAUGUGAAAGGCGUGAAGCUUGAGGAGACCCCCAACCCAAGUGACAAUGAUACUCAGAAGAAAACAGAGAUUCUUGGUGAAGAAGUUGAAACUAAGCAUAAGGAGGCUUCAAACAAACAAAUUUACCAUGAUCCUGAAGACGUGACAGGACUGAAUCACUCUCAGGAGGAUGAGAUAGAGGGAAAGAAUCCAAGUGAGGAACCUGAAAUAGAGCUUAAAGAACAUGUCCAUGAAAAAAGCAGGGAAAGAACAGAUAAAAAUCCAGAGGAUCUUGUCUUUAAAUCUGAUUCGAUUGGAGAAGGCUUGAAAAUAGACGUCACAGAUAUCAUAGAGGCUUGUGCCAAAGAUGCAAGCACAGACGAUGCACCAACGAAACAGGACAUAGAAGAAAGCGGUUUUGAAAGAGUAACAUUGAAGGGGAAAGAGAAGUCCUUCAUUACAAGGGGUUUGGAGACAGGUCCAACUAAAGUUACCCCAAGUGAAAAGACCGGAGAAAAGGAACAAGAGGUAGAAGAAAACCCCGAAGAUAACAAUACAGACUCUAUUGCAAAGGCUGAGGAGAGUUCAAAUAUCCAAAAUGGUGAAGAUAUCAUACACUACAAUGAGGGCAGAAAUGAAACGUUUCACAUCCCACCAACUAAAUUCACAACAGAAGAAAAAAGCUUAGAAAAAACUGAGCAGGAAAGUGGGAAUAUUAAACAAUCAAGUCAAGAAACAGUUGACUCAACUGUAAUGUCGAACAGUGAAAAUCAUGGUAAAUAUGAAAACCCAGAUGAUGAUGUGGAAAUCCCUCUAGCCACAGAAGAAACAAUAUCAAACAAAUCUGAACAGGAAGCUGGGAAACCUGAAGACACCUCCAACGGUGAAUUGGAAGAAAAAAGUCAAGAAACAAUUGAUUCAAAUGAAAAGAUGAAAGAUAAAAAGCCAUUUGAAUAUGAACUCUCUGAUACUGAAGAUCUGGAAAGCCCUCUAAUCACACCAGCAACAAAAGACUCACAUUUUCAACAAGAUGAGCCUGACAACAUUGAAGAAACUUCCGAGAAAGAGUCAGUAAAUAUUGAGCAGGAUAAAUUUAAUGAAGCAGAACCUGAGGAUAAAAUCCUUGAGACAGCUGAAAGCAGCAUAAGCGAGAAGGCUAAGGAUGAUAAGAACCUUGAAACAAAGCUUGAUGCCUCCUCCAUUAAGGAUGAGGAAAGUCUGCAAAGGGAGAGUGAGGAGCUGGUAUUACCAUUGACAAAUGCUUCAAUUGAGGAAAACGAUGAUAUGAAAGGAUUUUCUGUUACAGAAACCAGAGACAACAUUGAGGUUACUGAAAUAAUUGAGGCCGAAGAGAAUUGCAGAUGGGAAAUCCCAAAAGAGGUGGAAGCUUCAGCAUACAGAUUGCAAACAGAUGAUACAGCAGAGGAGAAACUUGAAAAAACCUUGGACAUGGUGUCUGAGGUAGUUGAACCAGCUGCUUCAAAUGCAGAGGCUGAAAAAAGUACCAGUGAGAAAGAGGAGGAAACCAUUAAGAGAGAAAACUUGACUGAAGAAAGGAAGGAAGGGAACAUAAAUUGGGAUGAUGAAGCGAGAGGACAUACAAUGCCAAAAGAUGAGAAUCUCGGGGCAGUUGAUCAAAGUCAAGAGAUAGAAAUUAUGGAAGUUGUGAGCCCAAACAUGGAAAUGGACAAUUUACUUUUUGCCAAUUCAUUUGUUGAAGGAACCAUACAAGAUGCAUGUGAGAAGCCAGAGGAAGUCUCCAAUCUUGAAGUGGAUGAACAAGUUCAUGAAGAAAAUAAAAAUGCUCUGGUAGAUGAUAACCACAUUGAAGAAGAAAUCAAAGCAAGAGAAAACAUGGAGAGCACAAUGUUGGAGCAGGAAACUAGCAAUGGUGCACAAACAUUGGAAUUGAUUUCACAAGUUAGUGAAAUAGAAGUUGACGAAACUGUCAAGGUUUGCGAACUAGACUCAAGAGAGAAAUCCACAGAAAGUGAUGCCAGUCAGAAAAUAGAAGAGCAGACCGCAGAGAAUGAAGAAACUUCUGAAAUAGUAAUGCAUAAAACAGUGAAAGAAGGUGAAGUAGAGAAAAUGAUCAUUGAGGAAGACAGUUGCAUUCCAGACCAAGGAACUGUAUUUAGCGAAAUAGAGGAAAAGAAGGAAGCCCCUGAAUUCAAUGGUGAAGAGCAGAUUUGCAAAACAAAGGAUACUGACAAGGCUGCCAAGAAUGAGAUCAUAAACAAGGAGGUGUCUGCAGAACCCAAAAUAUCUGGUGUAAGUGAGGACACUGAAAAACGCAUUACAGAAGAGAGCAUAUAUAUGGCCCAUUCUAUAGAACCAAUGGAAGAACCAAUUAAAGAGAGCAGUCAAGAAGGCAAAAUCAUGAAGAACCAUGAGGAAGAGGUACCUAAAGCACCUGAAACAGACUGUGAGGUCCUUGAGAAAUCCAGUACAGGUGAGAUUACAGAAAGACAAAAAGUAUUCAAAAACAGUACUGUCAAGGACCACUCUGCACCUUCUAUUCAAGUAGAAACACUAAUAGAAAGCCAUCAGGAAGAUGAGGUUUUUGAGAGACUUGAGGUAACUGGUCUAACUGGGGAAACUGAAAGAUCCAUCUCAGAGGAGUAUAUUGCUGUUACAGAAACCUGUUUAAUAUCAGUUGUAGGAGCAACAGUUAAAGAGAGCUCUGAGGAAGAUAAAAAAUUGGUAGGAGAACCCAAAGAAGAGUUCACAGAAGUAGGGACUUCAAAGAAUAUGGAAGAUACAAACACGAAUGCUGAGGCUUCUGGUGUCACAGAAGCAUCAUGUGAACAAAUGCUGCAGGAAGAGCAGAGUCAGAAGUUUGCGGUAUUUGAAGAACAAAUCAAAGAGAAGGACCCUGAGGAAACAGAGAACAAUAAUGAAAGGAUUGAAGCAGCAUCUGCCAGAACUUUGCACGAAGUUACACAAGAAGGGGAGCAACUGGUAGAAGGUUCCAAUCUUUCUUCUGAGGAGAAGAGUCCAAUCACAACUGAAACAAGUUGGACAAGGUUACAGCAUUUAGAUGUGACAGGCGUGAAGCUUGAGGAGACCCCCAACCCAGGUGACAAUGGAACUCAGAAUAAAACAGAGAUUCUUGGUGAAGUUGUUGAAAGCAUGGAUAAGCAGGUUUCAAACCAAGAACUUUCCCAUGAUGCUGAAGAGGUGAAAGCACUGAAUCGCUCUCAGAAGGAUGAGAUAGAGGGCAAGAAGUCAAGUGAGGAACCUGAAUUAGCGCUCAGAGAACAUGACUAUGAAACAAGCAGGGGAACAACGGAUCAAAAUCAAGAGGCUCUUCCUUUUACACCUAAUUCAAUUGGAGAAAUUUUGGGAAUAGGCAUCACAGAAAUCAUAGAAGCUUGCAUCAACGAUGCAAGCACAGAUGAUGCACCAACUGAACAGGAUGUAGAAGAGAGUGACUUUGAAGGAGUAACAUUGAAAGGGCAUGAAAAUUCCUCCAUUACAGGGGUUAUGGAGACAGGUCCAGCUAUAAUUAACCCAAGUGAAAAGAAACAAGAGGGAGAAGAAAACCCCAAAGAUAACAAUACUGACUGUGUCUCAAAGGCUGAGGAGAAUUCAAAGAUCCAAAAUGGUGAAGAGAUCACAACCAAUAGUGAGGGUACAAAAGAAACGUUUCAUAUCCCGUCAACGAAAUUCAUUACAGAAUACACAAGCUUGGACAAUUCAGUGCAGGAAAGUGGGAAUUUUGAACAAUCAAGUCAUGAAACAGUUGUUUCAAAUGAAACGUUGAACAGUGAAAAUCAAGGUGAAAAUGAUAACCCAGAUGUGGAAAUCCCUCUAUUCACAAAAGAAACAAGAUCAGACAAAUCUGAACAGGAAGUGUGGAAUCCUGAAGAGAAAGGUCAAGAAACAAUUGACAAAAAUGAAAAGAUGAAAGAUGAGAAGCCAGUCAAAUAUGAAUUCUCAGAUACUGAAGAUCUGGAAAGCCCUCUAGUCAUACCAGCAAAAGAAUACUCAGAUUUUCAACAAGAUGAGUCUGACAAAAUUGGAGAAACUUCUGAGACUGAGUCAGUAAAUAUUGAGAAGGAUAAAUGUGACGAAGCAGGACUUGAGGAUAAAAUGCUUGAGACAGCUGAAAGCAGUGUAAGCAAGAAGGCUAAGGAUGACGGGAACCUUGAAAUAAAGCUUGAUGCCUCCUCCAUUAAGAAUGAGGAAGGUAUACAAAGGGAAAGUGAGGAGCUGGGUUUGCCACUGACAAAUGCUUCAAUCGAGGAAAAUAAUGAUAAAAAAGGAUCUUCUAUCAAAGAAAAAAGAGACAACAUUGAGGCUGAAGAAAAUUACAGAUGGGAAAUCCCAAAAGACGUGGAAGCUUCAGUACAAAGCUUGCAGACAAAUGAAACAGAAGAGGAGAUUCUAGACAAAUCAUUGGAUAUGGUGCCUGAGGUAGUUGAACCAGCUGCUUCAAAUGCAAAGGAUGAAAGAAGUACCAGCGAGAAAGAGGAGGAAUCCAAAAGGAGAGAAAAUUUCAAAGAAGAAAGGAAGGAAGAGAACAUAAAUUGGGAUAAUGAAACAAGCGGACAUAAAAUGCCAAAAGAUGAGAAUCUCGGGGCAGUUGAUCGAAGUCUAGAGAUAGAAACUAUGGAAGUUGUGAGCCCAAACAUGGAAAUGGACAGUUUAUUUGUUGCCCAUUCAAUGGUCGAAGGAACCAAACAAGAAGCAUGUGAGCUGCACGUGGAAGUCUCCAAUCUUGAAGUGGAAGAACAAGUUCACGAAAAAAAUAGAAAUGUUCCGGUUGAUGAUAACAACAUUGAAGAAGAAUUUAAAGCAAGAGAAAACAUGGAGAGCACAAUCUUGAAGCAGGAAACUAGAGAUGGUGCACAAGCAUUGAAAUUCAUUUCACAAGUAAGUGAAAUGGAAGUUGAAGAAACUGUCAAGGUUUGCGAACUAGACUCAAGAGAGAAAACCACAAAAACUGAUGCCAACCAGAAAAUAGAAGAGCAGACCGAAGAGCAUGAAGAAACUUCCGAAAUAGUAAUGGUUAAAACAGUGACAGAAGGUCAUUUUCCAGCCAAAAGUUUUGUAUUUGUUGACAAAUAUAUCACUGUACAUGUGCCAGGUGAAGUAAAGAAAAUGAUCAUAGAGGAAGACAGUUGCAUUCCAGACCAAGGAACUGUAAUUAGUGAAGUAGAGGAAAAGAAGGAAGACCCUGAAUUCAGUGGUGAAGAGCAGAGUUGCAAAACAAAGGAUACUGACAAGGUUACCAAGAAUGAGAUCAUCAACAAAGAGGUGUCUGCAGAACCCAACAUUUCUGGUGUAGGUGAGGACACUGAAAAACACAUUAUAGAAGAAAGCAUAGAUGUGGCCCACGCUACAGAAUCAAUGAAAGAACCACUUAAAGAGAGCAGUCAGGAAUGCGAAAUCGUGAAAAACCAUGAGGAAGAGUUACCUCAAGGACCUGAUACAGACUGUGAGGUCCUUGAGAAAUCCAGUACAGGAGAGAAUACAGAAAGACAAAAAGUAGUAGAAAAAAGUGUUGUCAAGGACCACUCUGUACCAUCUAUUCGAGAAGAAACAGAAGUAGAAAGCUAUCGGGAAGCUGAGGUUUCUGACAGAAUUGAGGCAACUAGUGUAGGUAGCGAAACUGAAAGAUCCAUCUCAAAGGAGUAUGGUGCUGUUACAGAAACCUGUUUAUUAUCAGUUGUAGGAGCCACGGUUAUAGAGAGCUCUGAGGAAGAUGAAAAAGUGGCAGAAGAACUCAAAGAAGAGUGCACAGACUCCGAAGUAGGGACUUCAAAGAAUAUGGAAGAUACAAAAACGAAUGCUGAGGCUUCUGGUGUUACAGAAGCAUCAAGGGAAGAAAUGUUGCAGGAAGAGCAGAGUCAGAAGUUUGCGGUGUUUGAAGAACAAGUCAAGGAGAUGGACCUCGAGGAAACAGAGAACAAUAAUGAAAGGAUUGAAGCAGCAUCUGCCAGAACUUUGCACAAAGUUACACAAGAAGGGGAGCCACUGGUAGAUGGUUCCAAUCUUUCUUCUGUGGAGAAGAGUCCAAUCACAACUGAAACAAGUGGGACAAGGUUACAGCAUGUAGACGUGAUAUGUGUGAAGCUUGAAGAGACCCCCAACCCAGGUGACAAUGGAACUCAGAAGAAAACAGAGAUUCUUGGUGUAGUUGUUGAAACCAUGGAAAAGCAGGCUUCAAAACAAGAACUUUCCCAUGAUGCUGAAGAGGUGAAAGCACUGAAUCGCUCUCAGGAGGAUGAGAUAGAGGGCAAAAAGUCAAGUGAGGAACCUGAAUUAGUGCUCAGAGAACAUGACCAUGAAACAAGCAGGGGAACAACAGAUCAAAAUCAAGAGGCUCUUCCUUUUACACCUGAUUCAAUUGGAGAAAAUUUGAAAACAGGCGUCACAGAAAUCAUAGAAGCUUGUAUCAAUGAUGCAAGCACAGAUGAUGCACCAACUGAACAGGAUGUAGAAGAGAGUGACUUUGAAGGAGUAACAUUGAAUGGGCAUGAAAAGUCCUCCAUUACAGGGGGUAUGCAGAUAGGUCCAGGUAUAAUUAACCCAAGUGAAAAGAAUCAGUCAGAGGAGAAUUCAAAGAUCCAAAAUGGUGAAGAGAUCACAACCAAGAGUGAGGGUACAAGCUUGGACAAAUCUGUGCAGGAAAGUGGGACUUUUGAACUCUCAAGUCAUGGAACACUUGAUUCAACUGAAACAUUGAUUAGUGAACAUCAAGGCAGACAUGAAAACCCAGAUGACGAUGUGGAAAUGCCUCUAGUCACAGAAGAAACAAAAUCAGACAAAUUUGAACAGGAAGUGUGGAAACUUGAAGAGACCCCCGGCAUUGAAUUGGAAGAGAAAAGUCAAGACACAAUUGACUCAAGUGAAAAGAUGAAAGAUGAGAAGCCAGUUGAAUAUGCAUUCUCAGGUACUGAAGAUCUGGAAAACCCUCUAGUCACACGAGCGACAGAAGAGACAGAUUUUCAACAAGAUGAGCUUGAAAAAAUUGAGGAAACUUCCGAGACUGAGUCAGCAAAUAUUGAGAAAGAUAAAUGUAAUGAAGCAGAACCCGUGGAUAAAAUCAUUGAGACAGCUGAAAGCAGCAUAAGAAAGAAAGCUAAGGAUGAUGAGAACCUUGAAACAAAGCUUGAUGCCUCCUCCAUUAAGGAUGAGGUUUCCGAGAGACUUGAGGCAACUGGUGUAAGUGGGGAAACUGAAAGAUCCAUCUCAGAGGAGUAUGAUGCUGUUACUGAAAUAUGUUUAUUAUCAUUUGUUGGAGCCACGGUUAAAGAUAAUUCUGAGGAAGAUGAAAUAGUGGCAGUAGAACUCGAAGACAAGUGCACAGACUCCAAAGUGGGGACUUCAAAGAAUACGGAAGAUACAAAAACGAAUGCUGAGGCUUCUGGUAUUACAGAAGCAUCAAGGGAAGAAAUGUUGCAGGAAGAGCAGAGUCAGAAGUUUGCAGUGUUUGAAGAACAAACCAAGGAGAUGGACCUUGAGCAAACAGAGAACAAUAAUGAAAGGAUUGAAGCAGCAUCUGCCAGAACUUUGCACAAAGUUACACAAGAAGGGGAGCAACUGGUAUAUGGUUCCAGUCUUUCUUCUGAGGAGAAGAGUCCAAUCACAACUGAAAAAAGUGGGACAAGGUUACAGCUUGUACAUGUGACAGGUGUGAAGCUUGAGGAUACCCCAAACCCAGGUGACAAUGUAACUCAGAAGAAAACAGAGAUUCUUGGUGAAGUUGUUGAAACCAUGGAAAAGCAGGCUUCAAAACAAGAACUUUCCCAUGAUGCUGAAGAGGUGAAAGCACUGAAUCGCUCUCAGGAGGAUGAGAUAGAGGGCAAGAAGUCAAGUGAGGAACCUGAAUUAGCGCUCAGAGAACAUGACCAUGAAACAAGCAGGGGAACAACAGAUCAAAAUCAAGAGGCUCUUCCUUUUACACCUGAUUCAAUUGGAGAAAUUUUGAAAAUAGGCAUCACAGAAAUCAUAGAAGCUUGUAUCAACGAUGCAAGCACAGAUGAUGCACCAACUGAACAGGAUGUAGAAGAGAGUGACUUUGAAGGAGUAACAUUGAAAGGGCAUGAAAAGUCCUCCAUUACAGGGGGUAUGGUGACAGGUCCAGCUAUAACUAACCCAAGUGAAAAUAAAAAGGAAGGAGAAGAAAACCCUGAAGAUGACAACACCAAUUCAGUCUCAAAGGCAGAGGAGAAUUCAAAGAUUCAAAAUUGUGAAGAGAUCACAACAAACAGUGAGGGUACUACUGAAACGAUUCAUAUCCCACUGGCUAAAUUCAUUACAGAAGACACAAGCUUGGACAAAUCUGUGCAGGAAAGUGGGAAUUUUGAACAAUCAAGUCAUGAAACAUUUGAUUCAAAUGAAACGUUGAACAGUGAAAAUCAAGGCGGACAUAAAAACCCAGAUGACGGCGUGGAAAUCCCUCUAGUCAUAGAAGAAACAAGAUCAGAAAAAUCUGAACAGGAAGUGUGGAAACUUGAAGAGGCCCCCAGCAUUGAAUUGGAAGAGAAAAGCCAUGAAACAACUGACUCAAAUGAAAAGAUGAAAGAUGAGAAGCCAGUUGAAUAUGAAUUCUUAGAUACUGAAGAUUUUGAAACCCCUCUAGUCACACCAGCAACAGAAGACUCAGAUUUUCAACAAGAUGAGUUUGAAAAAAUUGAGGAAACUUCCGAGACUGAGUCAGUAAAUAUUAAGAAGGAUAAAAGUACAGAACCUGAAGACAAAAUCCUUGAGACAGCUGAAAGCAGCAUAAACAAGAAAGCUAAGGAUGAUGAAAACCAUGAAACAGAGCUAGAUGCCUCCUCCAUCAAGGAUGAGGUUUCUGAGAGACUUGAGGCAACUGGUGUAGGUUGGGAAACAGAAAGAUCCAUCUCAGAGGAGUACAGUGCUGUUACAGAAACUUGUUUAUUAUCAGUUGUAGGAGCAACGGAUAAAGAGAGCUCUGAGGACGAUAAAGUGGCAGAAGAACUCAAAGAAGGGGUUAAAUUCACAGACUCUGACGUGGGGACUUCAAAAAAUAUGGAAGAUACAAACACGGAUGCUGAGGCUUCUGAUGUCACAGAAGCAUCAAGGGAAGAAAUGUUGCAGGAAGAGCAGAGUCAGAAGUUUGCGGUGUUCGAAGAACAAAUCAAGGAGAUGGACCUCGAGGAAACAAAGAACAAUAAUGAAAGGAUUGAAGCAACAUCAGCCAGAACUUUGCACGAAGUUACACAAGAAGGGAAGCAACUGGUAGAUGGUUCCAAUAUUUCUUCUGAGGAGAAGAGUCCAAUCACAACUGAAACAAGUUGGACAAGGUUACAGCAUCUAGAUGUGACAGGCAUGAAGCUUGAGGAGACCCCCAACCCAGGUGACAAUGGAACUCAGAAGAAAACAGAGAUUCUUGGUGAAGUUGUUGAAACCAGGGACAAGCAGGCUUCAAGCAAAGAACUUUCCCAUGAUGCUGAAGAGGUGAAAGCACUGAAUCGCUCUCAGGAGGAUGAGAUAGAGGGCAAGAAGUCAAGUGAGGAACCUGAAUUAGCGCUCAGAGAACAUGACCAUGAAACAAGCAAGGGAACAACAGAACAAAAUCAAGAGGCUCUUCCUUAUACACCUGAUUCAAUUGGAGAAAAUUCGAAAAUAGGCAUCACAGAAAUCAUAGAAGCUUGUAUCAAUGAUGCAAGCACAGAUGAUGCACCAACUGAACAGGAUGUAGAAGAGAGUGACCUUGAAGGAGUAACAUUGAAAGGGCAUGAAAAGUCCUCCAUUACAGGGGGUAUGGAGACAGGUCCAGCUAUAAUUAACCCAAGUGAGAAGUAUCAAGAGGGAGAAAAAAACCCAGAAGAUAACAAUAUCGACUCUGUCUCAAAGGCUGGGGAGAAUUCAACAAUCCAAAAUGGUGAAGAGAUCAUAACCAAUAGUGAGGGUACAAAUGAAACGUUUCAUAUCCCAUUGACUACAUUCAUAACAGAAGAGACUAGCUUGGACAAAUCUGUGCAGGAAAGUGGAAAUUUUGAACAAUCAAGCCAAGAAACAGUUGAUUCAAAUGAAACGUCGAAUGGUGAAAAUCAAAGUGAAAAUGAAAACCCAGAUGACAAUGUUGAAAUCCCUCUAGUCACAGAAGAAACAAGAUCAGACAAAUCUGAACAGGAAGUGUGGAUUCUUGAAGACACCUCCAGCAGUGAAUUGGAAGAGAAAAGUCAAGAAACAAUUGACUCAAAUGAAAAGAUGAAAGAUGAGAAGCCACUUGAAUAUGAAUUCUUAGACACUGAAGAUCUGGAAAGCCCUCUAGUCACACCAGCAACAGAAGCCUCACAUUUUCAACAAGAAGAUGAGCCUGACCAAGAGUCAGUAAAUAUUGAGAAGGAAAAAUGUAAUGAAGCAGAACCUGAGGAUAAAAUCCUUAGCACAGCUGAAAGCAGUAUAAGUGAGAAGGCCAAGGAUGAUGAGAACCUUGAAACAAAGCUUGAUGCCUCCAUUAAGAAUGAGGAAGGUUUACAAAGGGAUAGUGAGGAGCUGGCUUUUCCAUUGACAAAUGCUUCAAUCAAGGAAAACGAUGAUGAAGAAGGAUCUUCGGUCACAGAAACCAGAGACAAAAUUGCAAUUACAGAAAUAAUUGAGACCAAAGGGAAUUGCAGAUGGGAAAUCCCAAAAGACAUGGAAGCUUCAGAACAUAGCUUGAAGACAGAUGAAACAGAAGAGGAGAAACUUUCAAAAUCCUUGGAUGGGGUAACUGAGGCAGCUGAACCAGCUUCUUCAAAUGCACAGGCUGGAAGAAGUAACAGCAAGAAAGGGGAGGAAGCCAUUAAGAGAGAAAAUUACAACAAAAAAAGAAAUGAAGGGAACAUAAAUUUGGAUGAAAAAGCGGGACACAGAUCGCCAAAUGAUGAAAAUCUCAGAGCAGUUGAUCGAAGUCAAGAGAUGGAAACUAGGGAAGUUGAGAGACCAAAAAUGGAAAUGGACAGUUUACUUGUUGCUCAUUCAUUGGUCGAAGAAAGCAUACAAGAAGCAUGUGAGCAGAAAGGGGAAGUUUCCAAUCUUGAAGUGGAAGAACUAGUUCAUGAAGAAAAUAGAAAUGCUCCAGUAAAGGAUAACCACAUUGAAGAAGAAUUUAAAGCAAGAGAAAACAUGGAAAGCAGAGUCUUGGAGCAGGAAACUAGUGAUGGUGCACAAACAUCGGAAUUGAUUUCACAAGUGAGUGAAAUGGAAGUUGAAGAAACUGUCAAGGAUUGUGAACUAUGCUCAAGAGAGAAAUCCACAGAAACUGAUGCCAGUCAGAAAAAAGAAGAGCAGACAGAAAAUAAUGAAGAAACUUCUGAAAUAGUAAUGGGUCAAACAGUAACAGAAGGUGAAGUAGAGAAAAUGAUCAUAGAGGAAGACAGUUGCAUUCCAGACCAAGGAACUGUAUUUAGUGAAGAGAAGGAGAAGAAGGAAGCCCAUGAAUUCAAUGGUGAAGAGCAAAAUUGCAAAACAAAUGAUACUGACAAGGCUACCAAGAAUGAGAUCAUAAACAAAGAGGUGUCGGCAGAACCCAAGAUAUCUGGUGUAGGUCAGGACACUGAAAAACACAUAAUGCAAGAAAGCAUAGAUGUGGCCCACUCUACAGACUCCAUGAAGGAAUCACUUAAAGAGAGCAGUCAGGAAGGCAAAAUCAUGAAGAAGCAUGAAGAAGAGGUACUUGAAGGACCUGGUACAGACUGUGAGGCCCUUGAGAAAUCCAGUACAGGUGAGAACACAGAGAGACAAAAAGUAUUAGAAAACAACAUUGUAAAGGACCACUCUGCACCAUCUAUUCGGGAAGACACCACAAUAGAGAGCUAUCAGGAAGAUGAGGCUGAAGUUCCAUUUGUUGUGCAGGCGUCUGAGAGACUUGAGGCAACUGGUGUAGGUAGGCAAACCGAAAAAACAAUCUUGGAGGAGUAUGGUGCUGUUACAGACAACUGUAUAUUAUCAGUAGCUGUUGGAGCAAUAGUUAAAAAGAGCUCUGAGGAAGAUGAAAAAAAGGCAGAAAAACUCAAACAAGAGUUCACAGCCUCUGAAGUGGGGACUUCAAAGAAUAUGGAAGAAACCAACACGAAUCCUGAUGCUUCUGGUGUUACAGAAGCAUCAAGGGAAGAAAUCCUGCAGAGAGAGCACAGUCAAAAGUUCAUGGUGUAUGAAGAAGUCGACGGGAAGGACCUCAAGGAAGCAGAGAAUAAUAACAAAAGGAUUGAAGCUGCAUCUGCCAAAACUUUGCAGGAAGUUGCACAAGAAGGGGAGCAACUGGUAGAUGGUUCCAAUAUUGCUCCUGAGGAGAAGAGUCCAAUAACAACUGAAACAAGUUGGACAAGUUUACAGCAUGUAGAUGUGAAAGGCAUGAAGCUUGAGGAGAUCCCCAACCUAAGUGACAAUGCAGAAAAUAUGUUGAAAGUGGAAAAACAGGAUGCAGAUGAAGGCAAUCAAGAAAUAGAGUGUGAAAUGAAAGCAGAAUCUUCUGAUACAAUCACAGGAUUUCAAUAUGAAGGCAUUGACACAACUACUGGAAAAGAGUUCACAGCCACAAAGGCUCCCUUAGAUAAUAGAUGGGAAGAAAAUCUUCAGGGAUCUUCAACACUGGCACCUAAAGGACAGGAGGUUGACUCAGUUGAAGAAAGUACAGAGAUAACGAAUGAGACUACUACACAAGAUAAGAACUUGGAAAUUCCUUACCUUACAAAAUCAACAGUAGAGAUCUCCAUACAGAAAGAAGAACCAUGGAACUCAUGGAAGCAUGAGGAUAUCUCUAAAAUGGGCACUGACAAAAUUGGGAAGGAGAGCUCAAAUAAGGAACUUCAAGAAAAUGACAGUGUGAAGGAAAAAAAGCUCCCUGAAUCACAUCCUGAAAAGAAUAUUUCUGAAUCAAAUGAAGCUAAUGAAAUUCUUGAGGAAGCUACUGAACUAACAAAGCUUGGAGAAAAUAGCAGAACAGAGACUCGAAAGGAUGAAGGCAAACUGCUGGAAAGGUCAGACGAGGGUGAAUUGGAUGGUGAGAAGCCAUUUGAUGUGUUGUCUACGGGUGUUGAGACAAACAGUUCAUGCACAAACAUCGAGAAGAAUGUCCUAGAUCAAGAAGGCCCUAUGAAGAACCUUGAAGAGAUCCCUGCAGUAGGCAGAAUAGGAGGUGAGAAAGUUGAAAACAUAGGAAUUAAGUUGGAGGCUGGAGAUCAAAGUCAUGAAAGAAAUGAAGGUUUUGAUCUCACACAAAAUAGGGCUCUUCAAGAGAGUAUUGAAGACGUUGAUCCUAGUCAGAAGCUAGAAGGGGCAUAUGAAACAGUGGCCGAAGAUCAAAGUCAUGAGACACUCCCCCAAGCCAAAGAGAACAAUAUCAAGGAGGACAAUAGAACAGUGGAGGACCACUAUACUGCAUCGGUUGAAGAUCAAAUGGCCAUACAAAGACUUCAAGUAGAAGAAAAGGACAGUAUGAAACUUGAGGACAUAGGACACAAACCUGAGGCAGAGCUUCAAGCAGGAAAGGAAGAUAUCCCAAAUGAGGUUACAAUGACUGCCAUUUUGAAUGAAGUGGCACGUAUCGAACGUGAUAAAGCUCAAACAAGUCAGCAUAUAAGCAAAUGGAGCAUACAGGAAGAGAGCACUGCCAAGGGCCUCCAUAGAGUACCCAUUGAAGAUGCAACAAUUGAUGAGCUGCAAGAUUCUGCUCUUUUAUCCAUUGAGAAGUGCACCGAAGAAAUAGAUAAUGAUGUGAAGAAAGAAAAAUUGGAUCUAAAGACUGCGGAAUUCCCAAAUAAGAGACCUGAACCUUCUCCUGUUACAGAAGCAUCAGAAGGAUGUAUAACACAGGCGCAAACUAGUGAGGACUUUGUGGACAUCUUCAAGUCUGUACCUGAGGUAUCUGAAGAAAUGAUAGAAGAGGAUAUCUCCAAGAAAGCAGAGAACAGUAAUGAACAGCUCAGCAUCACAUCCAUUACAGAGAUAACAGAACGGGUGACCUCACAGCCACAGGAGAGUGAACUAGAAGGUGCAAAGCUUGUAAGGGAAUCUGAGAUUAGCUCUGAAGAAAAGUGUCAAGGAACAGCUGAAACUGGCUCAAUGGAUGAAGUAGUCAAAAAGGUGAAGCUUGAUCAAAACUUUGAUUCAUUGAUCCAACCUCCUUCUGAAGGUGAGAACCCGUACAAGGAGAGAAAAAAUUUGGAAAAGAUAGGUGCACCUGAAGCAGAAGAAGAAAUGAAGAGAUCUUCAGACGCAGUAGAAUCUGAUUAUCAAGCUGAGACCACAUCUAAUCAACCUCCACUGGUUGAAGAAUUAGAAGAAAACCUCGAGGAACCCCCUGUAUCUGGUUCUGAACAGGAGCUUGGAGACACUACCACAAACAAGAAAAUAAGAGAUGAGAUGCCAGAGGAAGAUGAAUCCUUAGGGGAGAAGAAUUCAAUUGGUCAUUUCACCCCAGCGGAAACAGAAGAUGUGUGCCUCGAGAGAGAACACAUGGAGCUUCAACAGGCAUCCAAGAUGGGGUUCCACGACAUAAAGAAGGGAAGUCUAAAUGAAAAGGAGGAAGAAGGUGCAAAGCAAGAUGAAGGUCUUAAACUAGAUUCCAAAACACCUGCUUCUGCAGCAAAAGAUGAUUCAUUUGUAGAGAGAGAGAAAAAUACAGAACUGAAUGAGGCCGGUGAUUUUGUCAAAACUGAGACUUCAAAGGAGGAAGAAAAUGAAAUUUUAGUUCCACACAAAGAAGAAUCAGAAGGCAGAAAGCUUGAAAUUCCCUUCGAUGAGGUGAGUGGAGAAAAGCAUGAAAUUCCCUUCAAUGAGGUGAGUGGAGAACACAUUGCAGAUUGUCAAAAAAUUAACACUGAAAGGGACCUCCUGGAGAAAGAUGACCAUGUUAAAACACCUGAAGAAAUCCUAGAGGAACAGGCAAAUGCAUUUGACACCAAAGAAGAGGCUGAAAUUUCUCCUUAUAUAUCAGAGGAGCACGAAACAGAAUCACCAUCUUCCAUUGACAAGAUAAGCAGUACCAAAAUAAAGGAUGAAGCAGAUGAGGAUCUUGAUGCUUCACCAGCAGACGGAGUACAAGAGGAAGAAGCAAUCAAUCAGCCCCAGGGGUUCACUCAUAUUGUGCCUGAUGAACUGAUUCAUAUAAUCAAUGAAACAAAUGAAGAAAACAGAGAAGGAGACAUUAUGGAAGACUUGCACCCAACAGAUGACAUUCCAACCAAUGACUCCAAAGCUCCAUCUCUCAUCGAAGCUUCACAAGAACAAGCACCAGAGAAAGGAAGCCCGAUGACAGAAGAUGACGAGAGGCACAUUCUGGAUUUCGCUAACCAAGCAACAGGUGAAGUGAACCUACCAAAAGGAGCAAUGGAUGGAGACCUAGCUGGGGAUGAGGCCACAGUAAAAGAAAUUUCAAACAAGGAACAUGAGAAGAUGUACGAUUACAGGUGUUUUCAGGAAACAAAUGCAAAUGAGGAGGGAGAAACCCCAAUGCCAGAACAGAAAAACAUGGUUGUUUUCUCAUCUGUCGAACGAGCAACUGUACAGAGAAAUUUCAGGGAUAACCCUAAUGAGCAUGAUACCACAAGUAAUGUGGUGACGGAAAGCCAGAACCACCAUCCACCAUGUUUUGGUGAAGAAACAAUGAAAAAUGUUCAUCAGGAAGAUGAGAUGUGGGGGAUGAAGGAUGAUGAGAUAGCAACAAAAUUGGAAGUUGAAGAUAACAGCCAAGCAUUAGGGGCUAUAGAAGAUCAGGAAGAGAAAAUAAAUGCAGCAAAUGGGACCCCAAAUUGUGAAAUUUUAAAUGAAAAUAUGUCAGAGGGGCUAGAGAAAGCUGGUGCUGUUGCGAGCAUAGGAGAACAGAUUAAUGAAGAAACCCUAAUGGUCAAGGAGUCAUCCCUAAUUUCUCCGGGAGAAGAAACAUACAAAGAAAGCCAACACAGAGUUGAAAAGGAGGGAAACAAGAUCAAUGAAACAAAGAUAGAACUGGACCUUGAAGAUCAGAGUCAGGGACUGGAUGAUGAAGAAGAUCUAAAAGCCGAAGCAAAUGAGGUUCAAACAAUACGUAUUACACAGGUGCCUCAUGGACUUGAGGAUGCUGGAUCAAGCAAGAGAAUGAAAAGGCAGAUCAUAGAGGAGGAACCGAUGAAGGAUCUACACCUAGGUCCUAUUAAAGAAGAUACUAUAAGAGUGGACACUGAAGAAGGAAAAAAGAAUGGUCAACAGGUUGAGAAGGAAGUAACUAAAUUGGACCCCAGAGAUAAGAACCAUGAAACAAGCUGCAAAGAUGAUGCUACAGAAAACAACAUGAUGAAUGAAGAGGUCAAAAUUUCUGAUGUUGUUUUGAUGGAGCAAAAGUUAGAAACAACACCUUCCACCAAUGAGGCAGAUGCUAUGACCACAAGGGAUGAGGCAGAUAAAGAUCUUGAUACUUCGCCUGCACUAAAUACACCAGCAGAAGCAAUCAAUAGGCUCAAGGAGAUCAAGCAGCUUGUGCCUAAAGAACCAAUUAAUGGAAUCAAUGAAACAAAUGAAGAUAAUAAAGGUUCUGCCAAAGAUAAAAAUGUAGUGGAAGAACUCCACAAAAUUCAGAACCCUAAUGAUACUCCUUCAAACUUGGUAUCAAAACCAGGAGACAUUGUGGAAGACUUGCAUUCAAAAUAUCAGGAGGUUCCGACUAGUUACGCUGCCUCAUCUCCCACUGAGGCUUCAUAUGAACAUGUACCAAAGGAAGAAGGCCACAUGAGCAAGGAUAAAGAAAGGCAUGGUUUGGUGAUUGUCAAGCAAGCAAACCAUGAAGUGAGCCUACCAACAGAAGAAAUAGAGGGAAAACCCAUCAAGGAUGAGGUUCAAGCAGAAGAAGACAUUUUGUACAAGGAAGGAGAGAAGAUGAAUGAUUACAACAAUGUUCAAGAAACAACAUCUGGAAAUGAGGGAGGAGAAACCCCAGUUCAAGAACAGGAAGACAUGGUCGUUUUCUCAUUUGUUGAGCAGGCAUAUAGAGAGCAGAGUAUCCAAGAUAGCCCUAAGGAUCAGGAUACCACAUCUAAUUUGGUGGUUGAAAAGCAGAGCCUGCUCAAGAAAUAUGUUGGUGAAGAAACAAUUAAUGAGGCUCAUCAAGAUGAAUUGGAGUCAAAGAAGAUGGAUGAGAUAGCAACUGAACUGGAGGCCAAACAUAAGUGCAAAGUUUCAGGGGGUAUAGAAGAUCAGAUGGGAAAAACCACCGAAAUAAAUGACAGCUCAAAAUGUAAAAUCUUCAAUGAAGAGGUGCCUGAGGGGCUUGAGAAAGCUGUUAGAACUGAGAACAUAGAAAAUCAGAAGAUGAAGGAAAACAGAACAGUCAAGGACCCUUGCCUCAUUUCAACAGAAGGAGAAACAUGCAAGGAUAAACGUCAUGAAGACAAAAAGGAGGGGGAAAUGGUCAAUGAUGAAGAAAUUAAACUGGGGCUUGAAGAUCAGAGUCAAGAAGAGUUGGCUGCAGAAGAUCUAGUAGACGAAGCAAAUGAAACAAAUAAAACCACAAAUUGUCAAACAUCACAUGAUGAGGUGUCUCUAGCAACUGAAAAUGGUGGAUCGAGUGAGAAAAUCGAUAAUCAGAUCACAGAGGAAGAAGCUAUAAAGGAAUCCUUCCUGGCUACUACUGGAGAAGAAACUACCAAAAAGGCCCAUCAAGAAGAAAAAAAGGCUGGACCAGAGGUUGAGAAGGAAGCAACCAAUCUAAACCCCAAAUAUCAGAAUCAUGAAACAAGCAGCCAAAAUGGUGCCGCAGAAAAACACAUUCUAAAUGAAGAGGUUAAGAGUUCUCAUACUGUACCAGUGGAUGACUUAGAAACAACAGUUUCAACUGAUAAGAGGGUGGACAUUGCAACCAUGAAGGAGGAUACUGAUGUUUCAUCUACUACAAACCCACCAGCCGAAGAAGAACCAGAGAGAGAAGCAGUCAAUGAACCCCAGAAGGUGCGUCACCAUGAGCCUGAAUUGACUCCUGAGAGCAUCAUAACAAAUGAAGAGACCACAGAAAGCGCUAGAGAAGAUAAAAUUGUUGCGGAGGAAUUCAUUGAAGUUGGGAAGCUUAAGACAACCUCUUCGGACUUGGUAUCUAACCCAAGUAACAUUGGAGAAAACUUACAUCCAAAAGAUCAAGAGGUACCAACCAAUAAGUCCAAUGCUUCAUCUCUCACUGAGGUUUCAAAAGAAAAAAUUCCAGAGAAAGAUGGCCAUAUGACAGAAGAAGAAAGGAACAGUUUGGUGUUCAUCAAGCACAAAACAGGUGAAACAAGCCUAGCAACAGGAGAGAUGGAAGGGUAUCCCAUUAACAAUGAGGCUCCGGCGCAAGAACUUUUGAAGAAGGAAGCCGAGAAGAUCAAAGACAGUGAUGCAAAUAUUACAGAUCGGGGAGGAGAAACUCCCAUUCCAGAACAGCAACAAUGCGUGAUUCUCUCAUCCAUUGAACAGGCCAUUGCAGAUACUGUCAUCAGAGACAGCCCUGAAGUGCCUGAUACUACCGGUAACUUGGUGUUUGACAAGCAGUGCCAAGUAAAGACAAGUUUGAUGCAUGAAGUACAAAUCCAUGAAAAUGAGGAAACAAAAAGCUUGGACUUAGAGGAUACUGACAGCUUGAAUGAGAAGCUUUCUCUUUUAUCUGAUACCCAACCUUCAGACAAAGAGUUACCCCAGAAAGCAGACAGUAUGAUGCUCCCAGAAGUCACUGAAAUCUCUCAAAACAUUGAGAAGCUUGAAAAGGCACCUGAUGCAACAACUGAGGAGAGUGCACAGAAAAAGAUAUCAUCUGGAGAGAAAGAUAUUCCAUCAGUGCCACAACAUUCAAUCAGGGAAUCCACAUGGGAAGAUGAAGUAGAACAUCAGAAGCAUGGAGAAGCAUUAGGAAAUGAAUCAAUAGAGAAAGGGGUAGAAUAUGGUGGAGAUAGUAUAAUGAAAGAAGUGCCUGAAGAAUCCAUGCUGUUGGACAUAGAUGAGGUUUCAUUAAGUGAUUUUCUAAUAUCCAUAAAGGAAACCUCGCAUAUGGUUGCUGGCAACACAGAACCAACACCACCCCCUGACAAGAGAGAGCUACAGGAUAAAGAGAAGCAAACCAUUCAAGGGGAAAAGGAAAAGAUAAUGGAAGAAGAGAUACAUAAGGGGCAGGAAGAAGAAGAAAAUGAUCACAAAAAGAUGCACUCUGGCUCCAAUCUGCCGGUCAUACUGAAAGCCCCGAGAAAUGCAGAUGUUAAGUCGACCCACAAGAAAUCUCACAAUAUACUAUCCAGUGUAGGUUCCAAGGUCAAGCAUUCAAUUGCAAAAAUAAAGAAGGCUAUCGCUUGUAAUGUACCCCCUCCCGAAGCCACCAUCAUCGAAAUAAGAAAGUGAGCAGCAUGGUGACAGUUUCAGAAGAGUUGGGACAGGAUUUCCAAUUGGAGAGUGUUUAUCUGGAUUGACUUGUAUAUUGCAUUGUGAUGUAAAGAUAUCAGUACAUAAGCUUCAGUGUGGCUAGUACGACUUGUUUAUUGCCUUGUUAGGAUAUCAGUACAGAAGCUUAAGUGUGGUGUGAAGUUGGGAAGUUUGAGCAACAUAGUUUUUUCUUUUUUGUACAAAAUCAUGUAAAUGUGAAGAGAUCUUAUUUCCUUAUCCAUAAGAAUAUAUCUUAUUUGAGUAUGUAAA